Quercus robur (English oak) is the source of this 2016-nucleotide messenger RNA. RefSeq names its product probable metal-nicotianamine transporter YSL7. The transcript has 7 exons. The record is from RefSeq and is a predicted model, not a curated record. Gene Ontology annotation, cellular component: membrane. NCBI's taxonomy places the organism in Eukaryota, Viridiplantae, Streptophyta, Magnoliopsida, Fagales, Fagaceae. Gene Ontology annotation, molecular function: oligopeptide transmembrane transporter activity. The coding region runs from base 1 to 2016 and encodes 671 amino acids.
AUGCAGCCAAAUACCGAGCCGAGUGAGUUUGAGAAUCAUCACUCAAUGGAAAUUGAAAAUACACAGGCUCCAUAUAAAAGGUUGGAGAGAGAUGUCAGCCAAGGAAAUGGUAAAGGGAAUGACCUGCCUUCAAUUGAAUUGAUUUACAAGGAGAAGGCAAUUCCCACAUGGAGGAAUCAGUUGACUAUAAGAGCUUUUGUAGUGAGCAUUGUUUUGGGGUUCUCCUGCAUCAAAGCUUGGAUCUUGAUCAUUGAUAAAUGUGGGAUUUUAGGCCCACCUUUCACUAGGCAAGAGAAUACCUUGAUUCAAGCUACAGUCCUUGGAAUCACUGGUGUUAUUUCUUCUGGGGGCUUGGCAAGCUACAUUUUUGGAAUGUCCCUUACUACUGCAAAGCAAAGAGAUCCAGUAAUUGAUGAUAAGCCAAACAUUAAGAACCCAAGUGUUGGCUGGCUUUUGGCCUUUUAUCUUACUACAUCUUUAGUAGGCCUCUUCUUUAUAGUGCCUUUCCGAAAGGUUAUUAUCGUAGACUAUAAAUGGUUGUUCCCUAGUGGGCAGUCAAUUGGUUACCUUAUCAACUCCAUCCAAGCUCCUCUUAAGACCAAGUUCGCAAGGAAACAAGUGACAACAUUUGGCAAGUUCUUCUCUUUUAGUUUCAUUUGGAGUGGUGUCACGUGGCUGUUUACUGGUGGGAGUAACUGUGGCUUUAGUUUCUUUCCCUUACUUGGUUUCAAAGCAUCAGACGCCGGCUUCUAUUGGGAUUGGGCGGGUACAUAUGUUGGAGUUGGCAUGAUGUGCCCAUACAACACAAUCAUAUCAAUAUUGCUUGGAGCAAUAUUAGGGUACGCCUACUUGUUACCAGAGAUAACGAAGAAAAAUGGAGAGUGGUAUACUGAAGAUGCCAAUGUUGAGAGCUUCCAUGGCUACGGUGCUUACAAAUCCUUAGUUUCUACAUCGAUGAUUCUUGGUGAUAGCGUCUACCAAAUCUUGAAACUUAUUAUCAUUGGAUUGUACCGCAAACUCCAGGACAAAGACACUACUACUGCUCUUCCAGUUGCUGAUCAACAUUCCACUGCUGGAAGCUCAGCCUUGGAAAUUGAUGAGCAGUUCAGGACCCAAAACUUCCUCGAUGACAAAAUUUCAACAAAAUAUUCAUUCGCUGUCUGUGCUGCACUGAUGCUUGUUUCCAUAAUAGUUGUUCCAAUAAUCUUUCCUCAGGUCAAAUGGUACUACGUUGUGGUCAUGUACAUAUUGUGUCCACUCUUUGCUUUCAGUAAAAUACAUGCACAAGGGACUACUGACAUGACUAUAGUAACUGCCAAUGUGGGUAAGAUAGCCAUUUUCAUCUUUGGAAGCUGGGCUGGAGUCUCUCGAGGUGGUAUUGUUGUUGCUCUAGCUGCUAAUGGGGUCAUAGGAAACUUUGUUUCCUCUGCGUCUGAUCUUAUGGUAGACUUCAAAACUGGCUACUUAACUGUGUCUUCCCCAAAGUCUAUCCUCAUUGGCAAAUUCACUGGGAUUGCAGUUGGUUGCGUUAUCACUCCUUUAAUCUUUAGGUACUUCCAGGUAACAUAUCCUGAUUUGGGGGUCAAUUUUUCAACUUAUCCUGUACCUUUUGCUGGCCCGACUAGAGAUAUUGCAUCAUUUGCUCUUGAAGGACCUUCAGUCUUGCCAAAGUACUGCCUUCUUUUUUGCUAUUGUGCCUUUGCUCUAGGCAUCAUCAUCAACAUAAUCAGAGAUGUUUUGCCAAAGAAGUGGGCGACAUUUGUUCCCAUUCCAUUGAUAAUGGCCGUACCAAUCACUAUCGGAAGUUAUAUAGCUGUUGAUUUCUGUCUGGGGGGCUUGGUAUCUUUGAUCUGGAGGUUUAAGAAUAAGUCUCAGGCUGAUGUUUUUAUACCCAUAGUUGGUUCUGGUUUGAUUUGUGGAGAUGGGCUUUGGACUUUGCUGGUUUCAGUAUUCUUUUUGAUUAAUUGGAAGGCACCAGCCUGUGUAAGGUUUCUUAAGACUCAAUCGGAAGAGUAG